This is a messenger RNA of Ixodes scapularis (black-legged tick), 2785 nucleotides long. RefSeq names its product lysosomal alpha-mannosidase. NCBI's taxonomy places the organism in Eukaryota, Metazoa, Arthropoda, Arachnida, Ixodida, Ixodidae. The transcript is spliced from 22 exons. Gene Ontology annotation, molecular function: carbohydrate binding; alpha-mannosidase activity. Gene Ontology annotation, biological process: mannose metabolic process. Bases 12 to 2726 code for a protein of 904 amino acids. The record is from RefSeq and is a predicted model, not a curated record. Gene Ontology annotation, cellular component: lysosome.
UCGUAGACCAGAUGACUAUGGGCCUGAGGUUCCUGAACAACACCUUCGGCCAGUGCGGGAAGGUCACGGUGGGGUGGCAGCUCGAUCCCUUCGGACACUCCCAGGCCUUUGCUUCCCUCCUGGCUCAGAUGGGUUUCGAUGGACUGUUCUUGGGCAGGGCACACUAUGCCUUAUUUCAACAGAAAUCUGAAACUAAGAGGCUGGAAUUCAUUUGGAAGGCUUCGCCACUCUUAGGAAAGGUUUCCGACCUGCUGACAAUCAUCCUGUUCAACAAAUACGAACCACCACCGUCCUUGUGCAUCAACGACGUCUACUGCUCUAGCUACGACACUCUAGUCACCCGGCCCUCGGACGAGCUGACCCGAAUGGCGGAUUUUAUACUGGAUGACAUAGCGAUACAGGCCAAAGCAUAUGCCACCAAGAACAUUAUGCUGACCAUUGGGGGAGACCUGUCCUUCCAAAAUGCCCAGAACUGGUUCAACCAGGUCGAUAGUGCCAUCAGGAUGGUCAACAAUGUGUCCCACAAGAAAGGCAGACGGGUGCGCAUGUUCUACUCCACGCCACUGUGCUACCUGGCGUCGCUGCAUGCUGCCAACCAGUCCUGGCCCGUUUUCCGGGGAGACCUGUUCCCGUAUGCAGACAACCCCAACCGAGCCUGGACGGGCUUCUACACUAGUCGCCCCAACCUCAAAGGCUUCGCUCGCUACGCCAACGGAUUCCUCCAGGCUUGUAAACAGCUCGCUGUCAUCGGUGGUAAACGGGACACCAGGACGCAGCGACUGAAAGAGGCAGUAGCCAUCUUACAACAUCAUGAUGCCAUAACAGGCACCUCUAAGCAUUCUGUGGCUGAGGACUACAGUCUGCUGCUCUGGAAAGGAAUCGUAGACUGUGAGGCUGUGAUUGGGUCUGCUGUGACCAAGCUGACGGGGCAGUCGGAAGCCAAUGUGCAGUGGGGUUUCUGCCACGCAUUCAACAUCAGCCAGUGUGCCAUCACCGAGAGCUGGGGAGUGCCGGGUCCCAACGAGCAGCACAGUGGGCCCACGGAACUGACGGUGCUCGUGUACAACCCCAUGUCGCAAGCCCUGAGCACAUACGUUAGGCUCCCGGUCAACGAUGGCCACAGCUUCGAGGUCAGAGACUACCAGGGCCGGGACACCGAGCCUCAGGUAACGCCCCUCAUCAUGACAAUUCCAAACAUCCCGGACAGGAGGAGCUGUGCGAGGUCCGAAUUGGUGAUCCCUGUGGAGCUUCCACCCCUUGGGUACACCACAUUUUAUGCCACAAAGAGAGCAAAGCCAGAAGCACAAAUUAUGGAGCGAAAUAUCAACUUCCUUCAGCUUGAACCCGAGUAUAGGUUCAUUGAAAAUGAUCGUUACCGUUUAGAGGUAGAUAUGACCACGGGCCUACUGCUGCACAUUACGUUCCUUGGACUGGAGUUGGCCAUGAGCCUGAAGCAGUCAUUCUACGUCUACAAGAUGGCCGUUCCAGGGCACCAGUUCACUGUGUCUGCCGGAGGAGCAUACACCUUCCUGCCUGACAGAGACGAGCCCUUCGACCUGGGAAGCCACGUCACCUAUCGCAUCGUCAAGGGCAAUCAUGUCCAAGAGAUCCACCAGAUCUUCAGCCACUGGGUGUCUCAAGUCAUUCGCCUUUACAAGAAGUCUGAGUUCAUUGAGUUUGAGUGGAUCAUCGGGCCCAUCCCAGACAAUCGCGAGAACAUCGACAUUGUGACUAGGUAUGAGACGCGGCUGGACAACGGCGACGUCUUUUUCACCGACUCCAAUGGACUCGAGACAAUCCAGCGCAGGUGGGUGAAAUUGAAUGAAUCUGUCUAUCCACAGUCUGUGGCAUCCAAUUAUUACCCAGUGGUCUCUUGGAUAUACCUCAAGGGCCAGACGAGGAAUCUGCAAAUGACGGUGAUCACAGAUAGGGCCCAGGGAGGUACUAGCCCACAGCAGGGCUGCUUAGAGCUCAUGCUGCACAGGAGGUACUUUGUGGACGAUGACCUCGGUGUACAAGAGGCCCUUGAUGACCGUGGUGCGGGUGGAGAGGGCAUUGUGGUCAAGGGCAAGCACUUCGUACACCUGGGAACGCCCCGGGAGGCCUUACUGGUCAAGCGCAGGGCCUCACUGCAGCAGGUCUACCAGCCUGUGGUCUUGUUUACACACACACCGUUUGCACCGAUUCCAAAGAAGCAGCAUUCUGAACUCCGUGCACACCUGCCCGAAGGACUGCACCUCAUGAGCCUGGAAAAUGUCGCCGAGGACCAGGCCUUGCUACGGCUUGAGCACACACUUUUCGAAGGGAUGCUGAACACUUCCAUCACCCACUUUCUCAGCUCGUUCCUGGUGGUGGACAUCAAGGAGACGGUCCUGUCCGGCCACCUCUACCUGACGGAACUGAGCAAGACCGAACACGAACAGCCCAAGGCCACCCGCUCUGUGGCCGCAGUGCCGGUGAAGACAAGCUUCCAGGAGCUGAACAAUGUCCUCGUCACCUUGAGGCCCGGUCAAAUCCGAACGUUUCUCGCUAAGCUUCAGCCCUUUACCGGGCCCAGCAGAGCUGGUGCCAACACACAAAGGCUUCUCAGACAAGAAAGAAGACAAGGAAGAAGCAAUGGGACCCUGCAGCUGGCCUGGACUUACUGUUCUGACCGCCCUAAUUGUGGCUCCCAGAGGCGGUCGCGCCUGCCGCACUGCCCAGUUCCCCAUCCCCGUCCAAGUUGAAGCACUUGCUGACGUCCAUGAUCCAGAAGACCUUCUGCCGUGCCCCAGCGUGCCCCAUC